AUGAAUUGUAUAUUUUCUUUUUUUUUNCAUACAUUACGUUCACCAUUAUCAAUAAAAUUAAUUGAAACUAAAGCUAAUCAUUAUUUUUGUGUUUCAUAUCGUUGGUUAAUUGAUUAUAUUAAAUAUGAUCGAAUUGUUGAUAAAGGUGCAUUUGAAAUUGAAGGUGAUGAUACAGAUUAUCAGUCUCAAGGUGGUCCACAAUGUUCACGUUCAAUUGAUAAACGUCAGUCACUUUUUGAAUAUAUAUGUUUUAUUAUUAAAUGUACGGAAAAUAAUGAUAUUAAAAUGACAAAUGUACGUUUACAAGGUUUAAUCACAACAGGUGAUGAACGAAUAAUAACAUGCGUGACACAAGGAAUUUACUUGAUCAAUUUGAAAUUGUUGUUCUCUGUGAUAAAUUAUGUAUCAGAACGACGUCAUAAUUAUGAUGAAUGUCGUUCAUUAGGUAUAUAUUUUGUUUCAUCCGAUUUUCGUUAUAUGAAGAAACUCCAUUAUAAUUGA
Rotaria sp. Silwood2 is the source of this 501-nucleotide messenger RNA. The record is from the annotation of a GenBank genome assembly. Lineage: Eukaryota; Metazoa; Rotifera; Eurotatoria; Philodinida; Philodinidae.